Molecule: messenger RNA, 4493 nt
Organism: Suricata suricatta (meerkat)
Lineage: Eukaryota; Metazoa; Chordata; Mammalia; Carnivora; Herpestidae
Gene: TFCP2L1
Product: transcription factor CP2 like 1
Exons: 17
Coding region: 1-1392 (463 amino acids)
Biological process (GO): regulation of transcription by RNA polymerase II
Cellular component (GO): nucleus
Molecular function (GO): RNA polymerase II cis-regulatory region sequence-specific DNA binding; DNA-binding transcription activator activity, RNA polymerase II-specific
Source: RefSeq, a predicted model, not a curated record
AUGGCUGUAAGAGCAGAGGACUUGACUAGUGCUCUUCAAAGGGACAACGACGUGCUCGCCCUGCCCAUCUUCAAACAAGAGGAGCCCCAGCUGUCCCCCGAGAACGAGGCCCGCCUGCCGCCCCUGCAGUACGUGCUGUGUGCUGCCACAUCCCCGGCCGUGAAGCUGCACGAGGAGACCCUGACCUAUCUCAACCAAGGUCAGUCCUAUGAGAUCCGGCUGCUGGAGAACCGGAAGCUGGGAGACUUUCAAGAUCUGAACACAAAAUAUGUCAAGAGCAUCAUCCGAGUGGUUUUCCACGACCGCCGGCUGCAGUACACAGAGCACCAGCAGCUGGAAGGAUGGCGGUGGAGCAGGCCUGGGGACCGGAUCCUGGACAUCGAUAUUCCACUGUCUGUUGGUAUCUUGGACCCCAGGGCCAGCCCCACCCAGCUGAACGCCGUCGAGUUUUUGUGGGACCCUUCGAAGAGAGCCUCUGCAUUCAUCCAGGUGCACUGCAUCAGCACAGAGUUUACCCCGAGGAAACACGGGGGUGAGAAGGGCGUGCCUUUCCGGGUGCAGAUCGAUACGUUCAAGCAGAACGAGAAUGGGGAAUACGCGGCACACUUGCACUCGGCCAGCUGCCAGAUCAAGGUGUUCAAGCCAAAGGGAGCUGACCGGAAACAGAAGACGGACCGGGAAAAGAUGGAGAAGAGAACUGCCCAGGAGAAGGAGAAGUACCAGCCAUCCUAUGAGACCACCAUUCUCACCGAGGGUGUGUCUGAGACCUUCACCGUCAUAGGCUUCCUCCCGUCCCAGCUCCCCGCUGACGCGAACAGCUCUCCAACCCACCCAGUGGAGCCCCUGCCCUUGGGCAGUGAUCACCUGGUCCCGUCGGCCUCGAUCCAGGACGCCCAGCAGUGGCUGCACCGGAACCGGUUCUCCCAGUUCUGCCGACUCUUCGCCAGCUUCUCUGGUGCUGACUUGCUGAAGAUGUCUCGAGACGAUUUGGUCCAGAUCUGUGGCCCCGCAGAUGGGAUCCGGCUCUUUAAUGCCAUCAAAGGCAGGAACGUGAGGCCCAAGAUGACCAUUUACGUCUGUCAGGAGCUGGAACAGAACCGAGCACCCUUGCAGCAGAAGCGGGAUGGUGGUGGGGACAGCAGUCUAUGUGUGUACCACGCCAUCUUCCUGGAGGAGCUGACCACCCUGGAGCUGGUUGAGAAGAUCGCCAACCUAUACAGCAUCUCCCCACAGCACAUCCACCGCGUGUACCGGCAGGGCCCCACCGGCAUCCACGUGGUGGUGAGCAACGAGAUGGUGCAGAAUUUCCAAGAUGAGUCUUGUUUUAUCCUCAGUACCUUGAAAGCUGAGAGCAACGAUGGCUACCACAUCAUCCUGAAAUGCGGCCUCUGAGCAGACACAGAGCGUGUAAAGUAGGGCCUCCGCCUCCCAGCCCCACAGACUCCCUCGGACGUAGAAACCACACCACCGUGUGCCGCGGCCACCCUCUGGCAAGCCGUGGCUCAGAGGGACAUGGCCCAGUCCCGGAAGAUUGUGGCCCAGUGACCAGCAGAACCCCAUGGACGCAGUCUCUGGUGUUGAGUGAGCUAAAGGCUCCUCUGUCCCUUCCUUCCGGCUUCCAGCUCUGGAACGUUCCUUGUUCUUUUCCCAGCCCUACUGUCCUAGGAGGCAAAUGGCAAGGGGCACCUUCUCUGAAACCCCUUGCGCCCUUGUUGGAAGCCAGUUCCCUGAGUGUCUCGGGCCUUCUGACCGUUGUCCCCCUGCCUCCAGGGAAGUGCCCUGCCUCACCCUGACCUUAACCUUCUCUGGUAACCUGCUCUGUGACCAGGAUGCUGACUGGGUGCGGGUGCUUUGCUGCGGCUCUACUAUCUUCAUGUUGGUUUCCCUUCUCUGCGACCCUGGUGGGCAUCCGUCUUUGUGCUUCUUGAAUGGAUCGGUGGGAAGGGGAUUUAUUCUGUGCCUUCUGCCUCCUUCACCUUGACUCCUUUUCUAAGGACCUGCUUUUGCAGUGCCCAGCGAGGGGCUCCUGUCUCUGUGUUGGUAGUGUAGACACCACAAUGCUAGUGUAGGACUGGCCCCUGACACCUAGGUCUGUGGCCUUGGGAGGAAGAAGGAGAGGGUAGAACAACUCUUUUCAGGUCCAUUCUCAUGAUUAUGAAAGGGAUGAGGACAGAAUAUUUUUCUUGAGCUCCUUUUAUGUAAUUUUAUGUCCUAAGCAGUCACGGGUAAGGAGGAUUAGGACAGGAGCAUUGCCUGUAUGAGCAGAUGACCCUGACGGUCUGAUAGCAGGCCCUUCUGGGUGGAUGUAACCACGUCCCAUUUAGAGCAGACCACUGCCACACUGGCCAAGUUUCCUAGGGACUCCAUCUUUCCUGUGAGGCCCCGACUGAAAUGUUUAUCUUUUUUCAUGUGUGGAGGGAAUGUUUAGGGCAUUCUGCCUGCAUUGGUGUGGUUGGAUCACCUCUCAGUGGCUUAAUUAUGGGGAUAUUUGAUUAUCAGUAGCCAGUAAACUCAGGAACUAGUUGUCUGUUUCUCAGGUAUCUGUACUCUUUGCUAACUUAGGUUUAUCUUCCAAAGCAUUGAGAAGCCUGUGAUCAAUGGAGCAGGAUUUUACAGCUUCUAAAGUGGAGCUUCAGGGAAUACAGCGCUAGCAUCAAAGAUGGCCAGAACUGGCUUUACAGGUGGUGAAAAUGAAACCCAGGGGGGCAGAGCCAUCUGCCUGAUAUCACAUAGUGAUAGGGCAGUGGUAUAAAUCUAUUGUAUAAAUCAGGACACCCCUGAGGGUGAAGGGGGCUCUCGAAGUAAUACUUACUUGGGAAAACAGGUAAGGUGUUUCUACAGAGUAAAAGAGGCUCCUGAUUCCUGUUUGCAGACAGGGUGUGGGAGCAGGCGACAGCUUUAUUGAGAUACAAUUCACAUACGAUACAGCGGACCCAUUAGAGCAUACAGCUCUGUGGUUUUUAGGAAAUUCAGAAUCAGCACAUUCAACUUCAAGACAUUUUCCUUACCCCCAACAGGAACCCUGUUCCUUUCCUCAGUGAUCACCCGCUUCCCCCCAACUCCCCUUGUCCUAUGCAACCAUGACUCUCCUUCCCAUAGAGGUUUACCUACUCCGGACAUUUCAUGGAUAUGGGAUUACAGUGGCCUUUUGUUUUUUACUAGCAUAAUGUGUUCUAGGGUCAUCCAUGUCAAUCUUUUCAUCGUUGUGUAGUGUUUCAUUCUCUGGAUAUAUGCACCACAUUUUGUGGAUUUACUCAUUAGCUGUUGCUACGUGAGUUUCUCCUUUUUGGUUGCCGUGAACAUAUUUGUUUUUGCGUACAGAAUAUGUUUUCAUUUCAUUUGGGUGCAUCCCUACGAGUGGCAUUGCUGGGUCCUACAGAACUCUGUGUUUAACUUUUUGAGAAACUUCCAGAUGGUUUUCCAAAACAAUGGCGCCAUUUUACCCUCCUACCAGCAGCAGUGUAGGAGGGCUCUGGUUUCUCUGCAUCAUCCCCAACACUUGCUGUUGUCUGUCUUUUGAUGAGAACAUUCCAGUGAAUGUGAAGUGGUAGCUCACUGUGGUUUUGAUUUGUAUUUCCCCAAUGCCUAAUGGUGUCGAGCAUCUUCCCAUGUGCAUAUUGGCCAUUUCUGUGUCAUCUUUGGAACAGUAUCUGUUUAGAUCCUUUGCCCAUUUCUAUUUGGGACCUUGGUCUUUUUUUUAUUACUGUGUUUGCAUCAGUUCUUGGUAUAUUCUAGAUACAGGUCCUUUAACAGCUCUGUGAUCUGUAACAUUUUUCUUCUCAUUCUGUGGAUUAUCCUCGCCUUCUUCUGAUGUCCUUCGCAGCACAAAGGUUUUUCAUUUCGAUGAUGUCCAAGAUCCCUACUUUUCCUUGCUUGCACUUCUUGUGUGGUAUCUGAAAAACCAUGGUGUGAUCCAAAGUCAAGAAGAAGUUCUUUCUAAGAAUUUUCAUAGUUGGGGCUUUCUAGCAGCCUUUGAUUCAUUCGAAAUUAAAUUUUGUACAUGGCAUGAGGUAGAGGCUGAGCGUCACUCUUGCCUGUGUAUACCCAGUGUUCCUGCAUGAGUUUUGACCUCCCCUCCCUCUGCUUCCCUCCACAGCCCAUGUCUGGCUCCACUAUUGUAACUGGCUUUCCUCUUACUGUCUCUCCCUUACUCUCCCUUAACCUUCUCAACGGUACUGGGUCAUAUUGUGCAGCCUUUCUUGGUGCGUGUUCUAACUGCACACAUUAGUCCCACGGGAGAGUUGGGACCAGCCAUUUCCUUUUUUGAGGACAGUGAGCCACAAAGAAGUGGAAUAAUUUGCCCAAGGUCACACAGAGUCAGGACUAGACCUUUGGUCUCGAAUUUCAAGAUGUCUGUCAGUCACUAGACCUAAGUGAUGCCACUGCUCUGGGCCAAGUGGUGACAGCCUCGAUUUUAAUUAUUUAAUUGUGGUAGGCUCAUAUUUUUAUUUCUUCAUUCCAAAUGAGGGUCUAAUAAAGAUCUGUUACCUUAA